Molecule: messenger RNA, 1458 nt
Organism: Dreissena polymorpha
Lineage: Eukaryota; Metazoa; Mollusca; Bivalvia; Myida; Dreissenidae
Exons: 7
Coding region: 140-1225 (361 amino acids)
Source: RefSeq, a predicted model, not a curated record
GCGAUACACGCGUUAGUUAUUUUUAUUUGACGUUUCCAAGCGUGUUAUUUAUUCAUAGAAAUAGGCUUUGAAUAUAUAAAGUGUUAUUCGGGUACUUUUAUACUUAAGCGCGUUGUGUCUGUUAAUUUAAUGACGUACAAUGCUGUUAAUAACAUUUUUGUUUCUUUUGGCAACGUUGUGGAAUGUAAUUGGACAAUUCCCAACACUGGAAAUUAAACGGUUUGAUGCUACUAGAAAAAUGGUAAAAUUGAUGUGCCGCAGUCCACGGAAAGGUGCAUCAAUUACGUUUUUAAAUUCAUCAAACGUACCUGUUAUUGAUGUUUUAUUCAGAAACAAAAGUUGUGAAUAUUUCCCGAAACAACCGCACACACAUUGUGAAUGCGAAGACGAUUUAAGUGCAAUUUGCAAUAUCAAAGUUGACAACACAGGUCCCAGGUGUGACAAAUUUGCUUGUGGAGUGCCAGUCAAACAAGUUCUAAGACACAGCGAAUUUGUUAACCCCUGCGAUACUGGUCCUGCAUAUGUACAAGAUUUUUAUAUAGAUGGGUUCUACAGCCAGAAACGCAUAACGUUCAAUUCUACGCGUCAUUUAACUUUCUAUUGCUUUGGUUAUGGAAACCCUUCUCCUGAUAUGCGACUAUUGAAAGACGAUGUACAUAUUUUGCAGAAAGGAUAUUCGCAUUUACGUUAUGGAUUUCAGCUGACUGGACUAAAUGAUUCUGGGAUGUAUACAUGCAUAGUUGCUAAUGAGAUUGGUGUCGACAACGAAACAAUCCAUGUCUUUUAUGAAACUAAUGGAAAGUUUGAUCAAGAUGUCUCUCCGGAACCUGCAAUAAGUGUGAAGAAUAGUGUGUGUGUCCCAAUUGCAGCGGGAACAGGUUCGGUGGUUCUUCUUAUUAUUGUGGCUGCUUUGUUCGUGUACCGAGUUUACAGGCGAAGCAAUGCAAUAGCCAACGUCGUUUUACCAAUAACAGACCUAGCGCCCAUUAUACCAGCUGACAACAACGCUCAGACGUGGUCUAGGUCUGCGAUGCCUAUUAGUGACCAGAGUGUGAUUUAUAAUGAAAUCGACCCACGGUUGAUAAGUUCUCAUAUCUCAUUUGGAGAAGAUAGUGUACAUAAUGUUUCAUUUCCUUCAUACUCUUUCGAACAUUGCCGUAAUGCUAAUUUAUAUCGCUCAAGACACGAAGACGAGUCACAGUAUCUAACAGUUGUCGCGGAGUGAUAUUAAAGUGUUACUGUUUUCAAAACGAGAACAGACUACCUCUGAACUUUGUGUGCGUUUUUCGAGGUUAAUAUUGUCUGCCCGUACCUGAGACAGAAAUAGGUUUGGACACAGAGUGAUUCUCAAAACUUCUACCGAAUCAACUUAUUAGACUCACGAAAAAGGGAACGAAUAUUGAAAUUAAUGCUGUAAUCACCAUCUAUUUGGUUGUUAAUGAAUGAUUUUCAAUUUGG